Messenger RNA from Pestalotiopsis fici W106-1, 2706 nucleotides. RefSeq lists its product as uncharacterized. The record is from RefSeq and is a predicted model, not a curated record. Gene Ontology annotation, cellular component: Sin3-type complex. The transcript has a single exon. Lineage: Eukaryota; Fungi; Ascomycota; Sordariomycetes; Amphisphaeriales; Sporocadaceae. The coding region runs from base 1 to 2706 and encodes 901 amino acids.
AUGUCUUUCCGACUCCCACUGCCUACCUCGGAUGGGAGGGUUCAUAGAGAAGAGGAGACUACUUUACUUCGGCGUGCCUCACAUAGGCUGUCCAGCAACAGAUCUGCCCAGGUCGACGGGUCAACGACUCCGGUUCCCGAGAGACCUGUCGAACCCACGGAAGCAACAGUAACAACAACCCCUUCCCCUCCCCCAAAUCGCCGCCAUGUCGUCUUUGCAGACCCCGUCGCGUAUAGAUAUCUUGAAGAGGACCCCUGCGUCAGCGUCGUCGAGCGCAAAGGAAUUCUCAGCGGUUACGAACUCUAUCUAGUCGAACAGUGGGCUUGCUCACGGCAGUCGCCAACGCUGGUCAUAGCAACGUACACAGGGGACCAGAGACAUUCAAUCGUGGUGGGCGUAUUGAGUGUGCCCGAAGAUGAGGCUGCAUGGUCGCCACGGCUCAAGGUAUAUUUUGAAGCCAUACAACAGUACCAUGCCCGUCCGAAAGAAACAGCCUUGGGGUGGCUAAUGGUCACCAAUUUAAGCAGCUUCCCCUCUGCUCUUACCGUCAUUUCAGUUCCCGAGGGUGAUAUAAAGAAAUACCGGCAGAGUUUCAUUGUAAACGAGAACCUCAAGCGCCUUGGAUGUUCUGGACGAUCCGGCAUGACCUUGUCUGAACCUACGCCUGCAGCAAAGGCCAAAUUCCACCAACUUUACAAGACCAACGAGAAGAUACCAUUCUCGGAGGCUGUGGUGGAAUUGGUCAAGCUCUGUCAAGUCGCCCUCUUCAUCUUCGGAAAGCUCGAGCAGGAGUACAUUGACGGGCUUUUGUGCGAUGUGACGGAAACAGCCGUUGCAGAUUGGUGGACAGAGUUUGGCGCCGAUCACUACAACAUGGAACCCUCAGACGGCAUACUUGGACCCAGUACAGUUGCAGCACUCUUGGGCUUAUUGAUGGGAUCGCGUAAUCGACUGAGUUAUUAUGGCGCUCCCAUUGGCAAGGAUGUCUUUGAUAUAGACAGCACGAAGAGAGGAAUAGGCUAUUUUCAGAAAUCCCAGAAACUGGAGCGAACUCGAAGGCUGGACAGACAGACUCUGUACAAACUUCGCCAGGUCACAGCCAAAGCAGCAGCGGGCGAGGGGUGGGGUGUGCAGAAAGCUGUCAAGUCCACUGUCACCGAAAUAGGUGGCAAACGGGGUGAGAUAGUCCUGGGGAUGGUGGGUGGGCGCGACAAGGGCGGUAUAGGCGACAUAGAAACCUUGGACCUUGACAGAUUCAUUUCACUCGCACAAGGCGAGCGCGCAAAGUGGCUGUGGCUUGGCAAGCCGCGGCGAACGGUGAUUGAUCACAACGAAAAGUCCACGCCAGACAUGUCCAACAUCUUGUUUGGCAAAGAGGAACAGCAAGGACAGUCCAAAAGAACCCAGUCUAUGCCUUUGGAUGAAGAACUAGAUUUCCAAAGAAGGGAUGACCCUUCAGGUGUGUACUCUUCCCCGGCACCUGAUUCUGCCACCAGCAUAGCAGUGGAGAAUCCAAGCGAAAAGGAUGCGCAUAAAAGAGGCGUCUUCAAGAGUGUGGCUGGCAAAUUUGGCGAUGCACGUUCGGGGUUUGGACGUUUCAAAGACGCCGUAUACAGUGGAGGCGGUUUGCGUGGGCAUGCGGCCAGACCCUCCAGAGAUGAGUCUGCCGAGGCAGGAUAUACUGCCGCCACACCGUCUGUCCACACGGGAUCAUCGGUUGGUCUGGCAGCUACUCCAACUCCCGGUGGAAUAAACAGAGCUUUCACAUGGAAGAACAAGCCAGAAGAGUACCGAGACGUUUUCAAAGAUGUCACAUCGGCACCUAGUGUGCAAGACGACAUCUCUGCCACACCAAUAUCGUCAAGUCGGCCAGUCACACAGCCAGUGGAGGACGACAGCCCUCCCAGUGACGAUUCGAGACGGCUUUCGCAUAUACCCGAGAGCCGACAUGAAGUCAAAUUCGACACGGCUAUCAAGGACCCAGCAGUGACUGCACGUGAGGCCCAGGGCCCAUUGGCGACGACCAAGAGACAAUUCAAUCAACCUGGGACUCAGGUUUACCGACGACAUAGCAUUGAGGGAAUGCGUCCUGAAGAGAAGCGUCUCAACGAAAAUCGAUGGCCGCGCAGGCUCUCGUUUGGUGAUGCUGAAGAGGCUGUCUUGAGGUGGACUGAGCUGACCAUCGUUGACGAUGGCGCAGAAAUAAGCGCAAGAACAGUGCUGGGGAAGCAGUAUCAGCUUGCAGAAGUCGUGCAGAGCUUAUACAUGAAUAUUCAACAAGUCAAGCAGACUAUCGAGCCAUGGGUCGACAGCAAGAUUGCAUCCAUUGAAGCCAUUGAGGCUUAUUACACAAAACAGCAAGAUGAUUUGCAGAACUUAUACUACCAGUUAUCCGAGUCGUGUCGUUACACCAAGCAAGACUCGGACGAUUUACUUGCUCACGAGCGGGAUCAAAUAACGGCCGCUAUCAAAGAUUUUGAGGUGCUGGUAGCGAGACUUGACUACGAAAUUGAGGCGCUUGUCUCGAGGGUGGACGACGUGGAGGAUGGUGUUGCGCAAUUUGAAGCUCAAGUGCAAGGCGUCGAGAAGAAGGCCGAAGAGCUCAAGGCACAACUGGAGACGGAGAGCUGGUUACAUUGGUUCGUACGAACCAUGACCGGAAUCGGCACGGGUCCGAAUAUUACACGUGCCGGAGAGAGAAGGUAA